AUGACAACCGCCGCGGCCGCGGGGUCGGAAACGGCGAUUGCGUGCGUUUGCACGAUGGGCACCCCGGAGUGCGACGACGAGCUUUGCCUCUUCCUGCGCUGCCUGCGGGUGCACCACCCGGACCUUCCCGUCGUCGUGGGGUGCACCGCCGCCAUGCUGACGGCGGGGGAGGCGACGCGCAGUAGGGCCUACGCCGGAUUCCGCGACGACGGCCGCAUCGAGUGGAUACCCUGCCUGGACCCCUACGCCCCCAUCGACCGCGGCACCAUGGAGCGGCAGCGCGGCGUGUGGUACCCCGCACGCCACACCGACUUUAUGAUGGAGAAGGCGAAUCUCAUGGAGCACGCCCUGGCGCGCCGAGCCGCGCACAGCGCGGAGGCGGUCCUCUUUCUCGACUGCGACGUCGUUCUCCUAGACGAACUUCCGCGACUUCCGCGCGGCACGGAGGUGGCGCUCUCCCCGCACCGAAUUUCGCGCAAGGACGAGGCCCUUUUCGGUCGCUACAACGGCGGGUAUGUGGCGGCCGCCUCCCCGCUGGUUCUGCACGAGUGGCGGCGCGCGACGCGGCACUCGCGGUAUUUUGACCAGGCCUCCCUGGAGUGCGUCGCGCGGAGGUUCGCCCCGGCUCUGUACGAGGUCCCCCCGCAGCACAACUACGGGUACUGGCGCCUCUUUCAGCCCCGGCGCGGGGACCCGCGGCAGGAGGCGCGAAAGUUCACCACGCAGCCCGUCGGCGCGCGCGGCGAGUGGGCGCUCUGCUACGAGGGCAAGCCGCUCGGCUCCAUUCACACCCACCUCCUCCGCCCCGCCGACCCCCGCACGCGGGACGUUGCGGCGUUCAACGGCCUCAUGAAAAAAUGGAUCCUGCGGUGCACGCGCGGCGCGCCGCGUUCCAAUGCAGCUGCGCUCUGCACCGGCGCCGUGGCGGCGGCGGCGGGAAAUAGUCGCUACGAACGGUGCUUCGGGCCCUCGCUUCUCGCAAAUGAAACGCGCUGA
Molecule: messenger RNA, 996 nt
Organism: Trypanosoma conorhini
Lineage: Eukaryota; Euglenozoa; Kinetoplastea; Trypanosomatida; Trypanosomatidae
Exons: 1
Coding region: 1-996 (331 amino acids)
Source: RefSeq, a predicted model, not a curated record